Messenger RNA from Panthera uncia (snow leopard), 1540 nucleotides. It is a transcript of the gene MMP23B, whose product is annotated as matrix metallopeptidase 23B. The record is from RefSeq and is a predicted model, not a curated record. Bases 322 to 1506 code for a protein of 394 amino acids. Gene Ontology annotation, molecular function: metalloendopeptidase activity; zinc ion binding. Gene Ontology annotation, cellular component: extracellular matrix. Gene Ontology annotation, biological process: collagen catabolic process; proteolysis; extracellular matrix organization. The transcript has 8 exons. NCBI's taxonomy places the organism in Eukaryota, Metazoa, Chordata, Mammalia, Carnivora, Felidae.
AGCUGGUCUCAGGACCCCAAGUGACCUCCCUUCCUUGAGCCCGAGACUCUAUCCCUUCUCUAGCUGCCUGGCCCUCCUCACCCCCCCUCCCCAAGUAACCCCGCCCAGCAGGCCCUGCCCAAGCUGCUGCCACCGACCCACAGGCCCCGGGUCCGCACCCCACACUGGCGGCAGGGCUGUCCUGACAGCGGGGACGGCCAGUUGGUUCCCUUCAGGGGCACGCGCCUCCCCCUGCACCCACCCCUGUAACCCGAGCCGCUUCAGCGCCUCCCCGCGCAGCCCCACUGGGCCCUAGGCCCCGACAGCGAGUCCGCAGGCGCCAUGGGCCUCGGGGCCUGCGUGUCCUCGGCGGCGUCGGGGGCCCGAGCCCAGGCUGGCCGGCUGGGAGCUGUGCUGGGUGCCUUGUGCCUGCUGCCCGUGCUCAUGAUGCUGGCCCGGCUGGGGGCCCCCUCGGCCCGGCUGGCAGCCAGCGCAGUGCAGGGAGAUCUCGCCGCACCCAAUCCCGCGGGUGUCCUCGCUACCCCGGGACCUGGUCCUCUGCCCCUCCAGGCGCCCCGCAGACGCCGCUACACGCUGACCCCCGCCAGGCUGCGCUGGGACCACUUCAACCUCACCUACAGGAUUCUCUCCUUCCCACGGAACCUGCUGAGCCCCAGUGAGACCCGGCGGGGCCUGGCCACCGCCUUCCGCAUGUGGAGCGACGUGUCCCCCUUCAGCUUCCGAGAGGUGGCCCCCGAGCAGCCCAGUGACCUCCGCAUAGGCUUCUACCCCGUCAACCACACGGACUGCCUGGUCUCUGCCCUGCACCACUGCUUUGACGGCCCGACAGGCGAGCUGGCCCACGCCUUCUUCCCCCCGCACGGGGGCAUCCACUUCGAUGACAGCGAAUACUGGGUCCUGGGCCCCACGCGCUACAGCUGGAAGAAAGGCGUUUGGCUCACCGACCUGGUGCACGUGGCGGCCCACGAGAUCGGCCACGCGCUGGGCCUGAUGCACUCGCAGCACGGCCGGGCUCUCAUGCACCUCAACGCCACGCUGCGUGGCUGGAAGACGCUGUCGCAGGACGAGCUGUGGGGGCUGCACCGACUCUACGGCUGCCUGGACCGACUGUUUGUGUGCACAUCCUGGGCACGGAGGGGGUUCUGUGACACCCGCCGGAGACUUAUGAAGAGGCUCUGUCCCAGCAGCUGUGACUUCUGCUACGAGUUUCCCUUCCCCACGGUGGCUGCCACUGCACCGCCACCCAGGACCAAGACCAGGCUGGUGCCCGAGGGCCGGAACGUGACCUUCCGCUGCGGCCAGAAGAUCCUCCACAAGAAAGGCAAAGUGUACUGGUACAAGGACCAGGAGCCCCUGGAAUUCUCCUACCCUGGCUACCUGGCGCUGGGCGAGGCGCAUCUGAGCAUCAUCGCCAACGCCAUCAACGAGGGCACGUACACGUGCGUGGUGCGCCGGCGGCAGCGGGUGCUCAGCACCUACUCCUGGCGGGUCCGCGUGCGGGGCUGAGCGCCCGCGGGGCCAAGACGGCCGAUAAAGCACU